This is a messenger RNA of Hansenula anomala, 381 nucleotides long. Its product is annotated as NADH dehydrogenase [ubiquinone] 1 alpha subcomplex subunit 6. The transcript has a single exon. Gene Ontology annotation, biological process: response to oxidative stress. Bases 1 to 381 code for a protein of 126 amino acids. The record is from RefSeq and is a predicted model, not a curated record. NCBI's taxonomy places the organism in Eukaryota, Fungi, Ascomycota, Saccharomycetes, Phaffomycetales, Wickerhamomycetaceae.
AUGCCUACUCUUCCAACAGCCUUUGCAGAGACCACAAAGAGAAGCUUGAACUCGGGCGAAUUGAGUCAAAGAGUCUUGAGUCUUUACAGAAAGUAUUUAAGAAGUGCCCCAGUAUUUAUUGAAUUGUACGAAUUAGAUCUACCAGUUGGUGUCGUUAGAACUAAAAUCAGACAAGAAUUUGAAAGAAACAGAUUUCAAAAAGAUAUCAACAUCAACAAUGUGCUACUUGCAAAAGGUCAAAUGGAAUACCAAGAAUUGAUCAACUUUUGGAAACAAACUCCACACGUUAUGCGUUACUUUGAAUUUGAAGGUGAUACAAGAUUCAGUAAAGAUGCUAAAAUUGCGGACUCAUUUGUUGGUAAAUUCUUGAAAGGUUUUUGA